AUGGCCCCAAGGUCAGGGAAAAGGAAAUCAAAUAAAGCUAAGGCAGAGAAGAAGAAAAAGGAAGAGAAAGCAUCAGCGCCGACUCUUGUAGACAUCACUGUGUUCACUCCGUAUGAUUCACUGAUUGUCUUGAAGGGUACCUCUACUGAUAAGAUACUUGAUGUAAGAAGGUUAUUGGCUGUGAAGGCAGAGACAUGCCAUUUUACAAAUUAUUCUUUGUCUCAUGAGGCCAAAGGUCAGAGAUUAAAUGACAGAGUGGAAGUUGUUACCCUAAAGCCAUGUCUUCUAAGAAUGGUUGAAGGUAGGUGA
This is a messenger RNA of Gastrolobium bilobum, 309 nucleotides long. RefSeq names its product protein REDUCED CHLOROPLAST COVERAGE 3-like. The record is from RefSeq and is a predicted model, not a curated record. The coding region runs from base 1 to 309 and encodes 102 amino acids. Lineage: Eukaryota; Viridiplantae; Streptophyta; Magnoliopsida; Fabales; Fabaceae. Gene Ontology annotation, cellular component: cytoplasm. The transcript is spliced from 4 exons. Gene Ontology annotation, biological process: organelle organization.